UUGGUGUCUGUCUCUCUGGGUUCAUUCCGUCUCCGAGCGGCCGUGUUUCACAACCCAGGCUGAGUGAGUGAAGAUGUUCGCGGUCAGAGCGGCGUGGCGGCGCUGUGCGGUCCGGCAGGCCCUCACGGUCCGGUCCAGCCUGAAUGGAGCCGGUGAGAAACGCGUUGCUCCUCGGAGGCUCAUGUCGUCUGUCCCUGGCGGCACAGGCGAAAAUAUUCUGUAUGUAGUUCUGUGCGGUGGAGCUUUUGCUGGUGCCAUGGCAUAUGCCUACCAAACGGUGGCAUCAGACAGCACCCGCUUUUCUGACCGUAUGUCCGGGAUCCAGGCACGGCCCAAGGAUGACUGGAAGCCCAAACCUUGGCCACCCAAAAGCGAGGAGGAUGGCAAGGAAGAUGAUGCUGAGGAGGCAGAGGAAGCAGUUGAGGCUGUAGCAGAGGCUAAUGGAGAAGAGGCGGGACCUUUGGAGCUGGCUGCAGAAGUUAACGGAGAGGAGGCGGGCCCUGUGGAGACGGUCGCAGAGACGGUCGCAGAGACGGUCGCAGAGACGGUCGAGGUGGUUGUCGUGGAAGCAGUGGAAGAGGUGGCGGCUGUGGCUGAGGAGGCAGAGCAGGCGGAGGCUGCUGCAGAGGCACUGGAGGCUCCUGUGGUUGCUGCCCCUGCCCCAGAGGAGCCUGCAGCUGAGAGCAACGUGGCCCAAGAACAUGUAGAGAUAGCUGCUGCUUCUGUGAUGGAGAAGCCAUUGGUGGUUCCUGUAGAGGAGGAAAUUCCAGUGAUUGAAGCUAUAGCACCACUUGAGGCUGAGCCAGAAAAGCUUGCAGAAGGUCCAGCUUCACCAGUAGUUGAGGAGGCAUCAACAGACGCAACUCCAGCCAAUCCUAUAGUAGAGGUACCAGUUGUCCUGACAACAGAGGAAGCACCUGUUGCUGUAGUGACUGAAGAGGUAUCAGUUACCCCUACAACAGAGGAAGCUACAGUUGCCACAACACUAGAGGAAGUAAAUGUUGCCCCAGUUGCUGAUGAGGCACUGAUUGCCCCAGACACAGUGCAAGCACUUGUUGCCCCAGCAGUAGAAGAAGCACUGGUUACCCCAACAUCAGAGGAAUCUCCUGUUUCCCAAGAAGUAGAAGAGGCACCAGUUAUCCCAAUAGCAGAGGAUGUUCCUGUUGCACCAGUUACUCUAAUAACAGAGGAGGUUUCUGUUGCCCUAGUUGCUGAGGAGGUACCAGUUAUCCCAAUAGCAGAGGAGGUCUCUGUUGCCCCAGUUUUUCAAGAGGCACCAGUUACCCCAGUAACAGAGGAGGUUUCUGUUGCCCCAGUUGCUGAAGAGGCACCAGUUACCCCAAUAACAGAGGAGGCUUCAGUUGCUCCAGUUGCUCCAGUUGCUGAAGAGGCACCAAUUGCUCUAGUAGCAGAGGAUAUUCCUGUUGCCCUAGUGGCUGAAGAGGUACCAGUUAGCCCAGGAGCAGAGGAUGUCCUUGUUGCACCUGUUUUUGAAGAGGCACCAAUUACCCCAACAACAGAACUAGAGGCUGUGGUGGUUGCAGAGCAAGUAACAGAAAGUUCAGAGGGUGUUGUGGAAGCUCCAGAAGAAGUACCAGCAAGUCCAAUUGUGGAGGUAGCAACAAGUGAAACUGAGCCAGCAAUGGAAAGUCAGGUGGUUGCAGAGGCGACAACUGCCGUUGAGACAGUGGCAUCCCUUGCUGAUAUGGAAGACCCGGCUCCAGAAUCUAAGCGUGAAUACAUAGUAGUUGUGUUGGAGGGAGCCCCCAAAACUGAAAAGAAACCUAAGGUUCUUGGUGUGUCCCCCUUGACUGGCAGGAUCAUUCCAGCCCCUGAUAAUGAUGAGGAGCUAACAGGACAGGUAACAGAGCAGGCGCCGCCUGCUUAAGAUCCAGAUGUCCUGACUUGGGCCAAAAGGGUCAGUAAGUCAGAAGUCCCAUGUUAGUUAACCCUGAUGAAGAAUGAGGGAUGUGCCUUCCCCGCCUGUCUGUCUCCUAUCUGUCACUUUGAUCUCACCUUUCCUUUGGACCAUUGGAUUCAUUGGCAGUGAUAGAGCCCUGGCUGUGACUCCUGAACAAUGCUGGUUUAUCACACUAUUCAGAUUAUGUGAAAUCUCUAUUUACAUUUAACUUUUUUAGGCAUUACUGGAACUUGUUUACUUCAGUUGAACAUACACUGCUUAACAGUCUUCAAUUACUCAGUGGAAUACAGAUUUUCUAUCUAUAUAUUUAUUCUUUUAUACACUUAUGACAGACACAGAUAGGGGAACUGUCCAACUCCUGGAUAAUUUUUGGAAUAUCUGGAUGUCUUGAUAUUUACAAUGUGAAUAUUGUGAAGGAUCGGUUAUAUUUUACCCUAUUUAGUUAGCAGUUCUGUCAUUUCUAAUCCACUGCAUCAUGGAUGGAGCUGGUGAAAGAAUUGUUUACCCUACCUCACUCUGGUUGGCCAUUCACAUUGCCAUGAUAUCAGCUGCUAUGUCAUCAGGCCAAAGACGAAAUUUUCAAAAUUCAAACAGAGCCACUAAUUUUCAGCAGUUGAGAUGUAAACAAAAGUCAUUAGAGUGAAACAGUUAAUUGUAGAGAACUUACGGACUCAGGUAUCUUUACAGUGGUGGUGAUAGGAACCGGGGUAAAGAUUUCCAAAUUACAAAUCUAGCAAUUUCACAUAUUUCUAAGUCGCUUAUUCUUAUUACCAAAACCACUUGAAAACUCUCCUGAGUUUUUGUAUGCAAUACAUUUUCUUUGGGACUGUUUUGCCUUCAGUUUCCUGAUCAUAACUCUCCACCACUCAUUUUUGAAAAAUGUUUUAGGCCAAAACCAUCUCUCAUAACUAUCUUAAAACAGUGUCUGAGGCAUCAGGCAGCAAAUUCCAAAUUAUUUCUUGUAAUCAUUUUAUGUGAGAAAAUCUUUGAGGCAAUAAGCUCUUCAAACGUCUGGUUCCUAUCACCACCACUGUGAACCAUUCUGAUUGGAAGUUUCUCUAGAGCUAAGCAUUUUAUAUAUGACCAUUCUAAAUGACCAUUUUGUCCGAUUCUUAAUCAUUUGAUUAUGCAGAUGUUUGGAAAUAUUGGUGGAAUUCCACUUUCAAGUACUGUCAUGUUUACACACCAGUCAGAGAACUUUCCAGCCCAACUCUUGGCUGUUCCUUUCUCAGGCACCUUUUGAAACAAAAUUCACUAUUUUUUUAGUCUUCAGUAAAAGCCAAAAAUGUGCAGAUAUUUCAGGAGCCUUUUUUUACACUGAGACAUAAUCAUAUUAAAACACUCCAUUAUUGGCAUGUAUAAGAAAUACUGGCCAGUUCCUACACCUUUCUACCUCACCUUAACUCUAGCUGCUGUCCUUCACAGUAUUUCUCCUAGAAAAAGAGAAAAAAAAGUCUUCUUCCUUUCACACUCCAUGAUAACCAGCAGUGGGAUAGUUUAUCUGUGGAAGGUUGAAGAUGAGAGCUGCGCUUUUACUAUUAAGCUAUUCAUUAUUCACUACAUUUUCACAACCAGCGAAGUUUCUUCCAUUUCCAGCUCAGCUUGCAUCCGCUAAUGUUAAUAUCAAAUGUUUUACACUUCUCCGAGGACCAGAAUUCAGUGUUCCUUUACCUUUUUUAAACAUCCAUUCUGUUACUAGAGGUCUCUGACCUUAGGUCAGUCUGUUGAUUGUCCAUCUACAUGUGGCCACUACUUUUAGGAGAAGCUUCUUACACUUCAGCUGCGCAGUAUUAUCCUAGUAAGGGUACCAGUAAGAGUAAAGCUUGUGUCCAGUUAUUGUUUCAGAGGCUUGUAGUCGAGGUUUUUGCUUUCCUAAGUCAACUAAAGCUUUCUAAGCCUUCGCAAUUAAAAAUUUGUUAUAGUUCUUGCAUGUGGGUCAUCUAGUAUGUAGUUUUUGGGGUUUUUUUUUGUUCAAAGAAGGGGCUCUGAAUGUAAACUUGAAUAAUGUAGUGUGGGUCUAUUCAGUGUGUCUGUCUUUGAAACUUUCCUGUUAUGGUUUGACGGAUGUGUAGUGUAGAGUUCUGUGCUAUCCUGAGCCUGGCCACUGCUUGAAUGUAGGCAGAGUAUUGUGUGUUUUAAAUAAAAAGGGAAUCAAACUUC
Molecule: messenger RNA, 4081 nt
Organism: Pygocentrus nattereri (red-bellied piranha)
Lineage: Eukaryota; Metazoa; Chordata; Actinopteri; Characiformes; Serrasalmidae
Gene: mgarpa
Exons: 8
Coding region: 74-1888 (604 amino acids)
Biological process (GO): anterograde axonal transport
Cellular component (GO): mitochondrion
Source: RefSeq, a predicted model, not a curated record